GCAUCGACAACCACCAUGGCGCCUCCCCGCAGCUACUCGAAGACGUACAGCGUCCCCCGUCGUCCUUUCGAGUCCGCUCGUCUCGACGCCGAGCUUAAGCUCGUCGGCGAGUAUGGUCUGCGCAACAAGCGCGAGGUCUGGCGAGUCCAAUUGACUCUGUCCAAGAUCCGUAGAGCUGCCCGUUCCCUCUUGACCCUCGACGAGAAGGAUCCAAAGCGGCUGUUUGAGGGCAACGCCCUCAUUCGACGUCUCGUUCGUGUCGGUGUGCUCGACGAGUCCCGCAUGAAGCUCGAUUACGUGUUGGCUCUCAAGAUCGAAGACUUCUUGGAGCGCCGUCUCCAGACCUGCGUCUACAAGCUCGGUCUCGCCAAGUCCAUCCACCACGCUCGUGUCCUCAUCCGCCAGCGACAUAUCCGCGUCGGCAAGCAGAUCGUCAACGUCCCCUCCUUCAUGGUCCGCCUCGACUCCCAGAAGCACAUCGAUUUCGCCCUGACCUCGCCGUUCGGUGGUGGCCGCCCUGGUCGUGUGAGGAGGAAGAAGGCCAAGGCUGCCGAGAAGGGUGGUGAUGAGGACGGCGGCGAUGAGGAUGAGGAGUAGAUGCCACAUCGGGUCAGACAAUCUGGCAUGGAUGAUCGGCGUUGGUGAUGACGGGAUGAUGCUUCAAGGUGAACAUUUUGUCUCCGGCUGCGACAUAUCCAGGUCGGGUUCGGUUGGUGGGUGGUCUGCAUGAUCUGCAUGUAGUCCCUCACCUCAAAAAUAUAUCCAG
Trematosphaeria pertusa is the source of this 766-nucleotide messenger RNA. RefSeq names its product 40S ribosomal protein S9. Gene Ontology annotation, molecular function: rRNA binding; structural constituent of ribosome. Bases 16 to 597 code for a protein of 193 amino acids. Lineage: Eukaryota; Fungi; Ascomycota; Dothideomycetes; Pleosporales; Trematosphaeriaceae. The transcript has 5 exons. Gene Ontology annotation, cellular component: cytosolic small ribosomal subunit. The record is from RefSeq and is a predicted model, not a curated record. Gene Ontology annotation, biological process: translation; positive regulation of translational fidelity.